Physeter macrocephalus (sperm whale) is the source of this 2416-nucleotide messenger RNA. RefSeq names its product Rho GTPase activating protein 9 (gene ARHGAP9). Gene Ontology annotation, cellular component: cytoplasm. The coding region runs from base 197 to 2317 and encodes 706 amino acids. Gene Ontology annotation, biological process: regulation of GTPase activity; signal transduction. The record is from RefSeq and is a predicted model, not a curated record. Gene Ontology annotation, molecular function: protein binding. NCBI's taxonomy places the organism in Eukaryota, Metazoa, Chordata, Mammalia, Artiodactyla, Physeteridae. The transcript has 18 exons.
AUUUAAUAAAGGGUCACACAUUUUUGUAUCUUUGUCAUUCAUUAACUCCUGUCUCUUUGGCUGUGUUCUGUCUCAGACCUGAUUCUUUCUCCUCAUCUUCUUGUGUCCAGCUCAAGAGUCCCACCACCACCCAGGACCAGCUCCUCUUGUCCCUGGAUCUUCUGAUUGGCCCCAGAAGGUGACAGUACCGACGACAAUGCUAUCGAGCCAGUGGUGGCCAAGUACCCGGGGAAACCUAGGGCUGGGGCCCCGGAGCCCUUCUUGGGGAUCCCAGCUCUGUGCCCUGUAUGCCUUCACUUACACUGGGGCAGAUGGCCGGCAGGUGUCUCUGGCUGAAGGGGACAGGUUCCUAUUGAUUCAAAAGACCAACUCAGACUGGUGGUUGGUAAGGCGCCUGGGAACACACUCCACCUCUCGCCCCAUCUUCAUCCCAGCUGCCUACAUGACAGAGGAAUUCAGCCCUUCCCAGAGCCCGAUAACCAUCACCCCCCAGCCAAUCCCUCUAGACUCCUGGUGUAGAAGUAUCAGUGUUACCAACUUGAGGCCCAGCCUCCUGAAGCCCUUGCAGGAAGGACCAAGUAGAAGAUACCUUUCCCAGGAAGACUUGCUGACAGAGGCCAAUGCGAACAUGGCAAGACCCCAGACCUUCAUGUCAGAGCCCCCUGUGUACUGCAACCUGGUGGACCUUCGCCGCUGUCCCCGGUCCCCACCCACAAGCCCUGCCUGUCCUCUGCUGCAGAGGCUGGACGCCUGGGAGCAGCACUUGGACCCCAACUCUGGACGGUGCUUCUACAUAAAUUCGCUGACUGGCUGCAAAUCCUGGAAGCCUCCACGCCACACUCGUACCCGAGAGAUGAACCCUGGCUCCAUGGAGGGGCCACAGACCAUGAAUAGGGACAACAGUGUCUUGCAACCUCAGGCAAAGGACUCAGAAUCUGGCACAGGGACGCCAGGUCUUUUCGACUCCCAGGGUUCACCCUCCCUCUGCAGACGCGCCUCCCAGCUCGACCCCUCAGACCAGCCUUCAGCUCUGCAGUCCCCUCGGCCCCUGCCGCAGGUCCUGGACGACCCCCAUGAGGUGGAAAGGUCGGGCAUGCUCAACGUGACCAAGAUCGCUCAGGGCGGCCGCAAGCUCCGGAAGAACUGGGGCCCAUCUUGGGUAGUACUAGCGGGUAACAGCCUGGUGUUCUACCGAGAGCCACCGCCGACCGCCCCUUGCACCGUCUGGGGACCAGCGGGUAGCCGACCCGAAAGCAGCGUGGACCUGCGCGGGGCCGCCCUGGCCCACGGCCGCCAGCUGUCCAGCCGCCGCAACGUCCUACACAUCCGCACGGUCCCUGGCCACGAGUUCCUGCUGCAGUCAGACCACGAGGCCGAGCUACGCGCCUGGCACCGCGCACUGCGGGCGGUCAUCGAGCGCCUGGAUCGAGAGAACCCCCUGGAGCUGCGUCUGUCCGGUUCGGGACCUGCGGAGCUGGGGGAACUAAGCGCGGGGGAGGACGAAGAAGUGGAGUCCGAGCCGGUGUCCAAGUCACUGCUGCGGAUCAGCGGCCGUCGGAGCUCCAGUCGGUGCCCGGAAGGAGCUGAGCAGAACCGGGUACGAAACAAACUAAAGUGGCUUAUCGCAAAGAGACCGCCCUUGCAAGCCCUGCAGGAGCGGGGUCUGCUCCGAGACCAGGUGUUCGGCUGCCAGUUGGAAUCACUGUGCCAGCGGGAAGGGGACACCGUGCCCAGCUUUGUGCGGCUCUGCGUUGCUGCUGUGGAUAAGAGAGGUCUAAAUGUGGAUGGCAUUUACCGGGUGAGUGGGAACUUGGCAGUGGUCCAGAAACUUCGCUUCUUGGUGGACAGAGAGCGGGCGAUCACCUCCGAUGGGAGAUAUGUGUUCCCAGAACAGCCAGGACAAGAAGGCCGAUUAGAUUUGGACAGUGCUGAGUGGGAUGACAUUCAUGUGAUCACUGGAGCCCUGAAGCUUUUUCUCAGGGAGCUACCCCAGCCUCUGGUGCCCCCACUGCUGCUGCCCCAUUUUCGUGCUGCCCUUGCACUCUCUGAAUCAGAAGAGCGCCUCUCUCAAAUACAAGAAUUAAUAAGCUCAAUGCCAAAGCCCAACCAUGACACUCUACAGUACCUCCUGGAGCAUUUAUGCAGGGUGAUAGCACACUCAGACAAGAACCGCAUGACCUCCCACAACCUGGGAAUUGUGUUUGGACCAACCCUAUUUCGACCAGAGCAGGAGACAUCUGACCCAGCGGCCCAUGCCCUCUACCCUGGGCAGCUCGUCCAGCUGAUGCUCACCGACUUCACCAGGCUCUUCCGCUGACUGGGUCAAGGAAGAAGAGAAAAUGUGUUUCCGGUGACUUCUGUUGGAUAGCCUUUGGUGGGGGUUGUUCUGCUUUGAGGAUAUCCCUUUAAAUCCUGU